AUGGCGAAGACAAAAGCAGCAAUGUCAAACCGACCUUGGCAAGUGGCUCUACUGGUAGCCUUAUUCCUCCCCAUUAUCGCUUAUGGGCUCUCUUUACCAUCUCAGGAGCUAGUGAACCGUCGCAAGAGUCCGGCACUGUGGCGAUACGAUUUGGCCCGUGAAGAUGGCCAUGACGAUGUGCCAUCUAGCAGUACCACCAGUAGUCAAAGACUCCUCCGACAACCUCCCGAAGUCAUGGCGCCUGUUGGUGGCUGGCCUCAGCUUCAUGCCGCCAUUGCCAAUGGAGCAGACGCCAUUUAUCUGGGUCUUUCGGCGUUUAGCGCCCGCGCCAGAGCGGCCAAUUUCGAUCCAGUUGCCGAACUCCCCAAAGCCGUCGAGUUGUGCCAUGCUUCCAACGUCAAGGUAUACGUCGCCAUGAACACUCUGGUCUUCCCAGAUGAACUACAAGAAGUGGAAGAGCUGAUACGACUGUGCCAUCGAGCCAAUGUGGAUGCUUUAAUUGUGCAAGAUUUGGGAAUGUCCAAGUUGGUCCAGAAAGUAGGGUUGGAACUUCGUGCUUCGACGCAGCAAACCAUUACAUCUGCCGAUGGAGCCGAAUUCAGUGCCAACGUGACAGGGGCAACUCGAGUCGUAUUGGGCAGAGAAUUAUCUGUGGCCGAAAUAAAAGCUGUAACCACCAAACUGCAGGACCAAACGGAUCAUGAUCCUGUCGAAGUGGAAGCCUUUGUCCAUGGAGCCUUGUGCGUCAGUCUCAGUGGACAAUGCUUUUCGAGUGAGGCAUGGGGAGGACGCAGUGCCAACAGAGGUCAGUGUGCUCAGGCAUGUCGAUUGCCCUAUGGGCUGGUGGAUAAUGGCCAGCUCAAAGAAAUGGGAGAUUUCUCGUAUCUACUAUCUCCACAAGACUUGUGUGGACUGGAUCAUGUGCCGGCCUUGGUGCGAGCUGGUGUGUCUUGUUUGAAAAUUGAAGGUAGACUCAAGGAUGCUGCCUAUGUUGCAGCUACGACGAGAGCGUAUCGAAAUGCAGUCGAUCAAGCUUGGAAGGAGUACAUGAAGGAGGAGCACCACAACAAUUCGCAAGAUAAUCCAACGGAACCCAGAGUCCGACCUGUAGCACUUCCCGAUGAAGAGGUUUCCAAGGCAGAACUUGCUCAGUUGUUCUCAAGAGGACAAGACGAAGAGCACGAUGGCCUUUCCAGUGGAUUUUUUGAUGGAUCACACCACCAGAAUUUAGUACGAGGCCGUUCGCCGCGGCAUCGAGGCAUCCAUUGCGGAAGAGUGUUAAAAGGAACCUCCGGUAAGAAAGGACUCCUCAUUUCAUUGGAUGCUAGCAAGGACCUCAAGAGGGGAGAUGGUUUAGUAAUAGACCGGGGACUAGCGCAAGAAGAAGAACUCGGUGGACCCAUCUUUGAUGUUCAGAUCCAAGAAGAGCACAAGGGAGAGCGAGUGGCAUUAGUUCGAUUCUCCAAGUCCGUCGAAAAGAAAUGGAAACAAUUAGAUGAUAGGGCAUGGAAGCAGGGAGCAAUUCAACUUGCUCCAGCGGGGGCACACGUAUGGAAGACAAGCGAUGCCACCGUGUCGAAAAAAAUGAAACGGCUUUCGGAAGCACCAAUCCCUAAAUUGCAACGGCAAGCUCGUGUCACUGUGGAAGGAUCUAUAGGUGCGCCAUUGGUGGUGACGAUUCGGGAUGAAACCACAGGGCGCGAAGGGGUUGGGACUAGUGAGGGUGUCCUGCAGCCGGCUGAGAAGAAGAGUUUGGACGAGCAAUCUAUCUCAAAGGCCAUUGGGACACUUGGCAACACCGACUGGGAACUAUUAGCUAUCAAUGGUAUCAAUUCGUCAAGAGUGGAAGCUGGAGCGUGGUGUCCUGCAGGUUGGAUAAAGGAGUGUCGGAGGCAGGCUGUUGAGGAGCUCCAGGCUCAAAUUCUCGUCGACGGAAGAAAGAGUCAACGUGAUCAUGAUGUGGACUCGAAUUCUCUUUCUAUGGACGAACCAGUUCGCAGUAUCACGGAUGAACUCCUGAGCAAGUUUGGGAGCAGUGGAGAAAAGGAUGAACCAACAAAGAGAAUCCCCAUCCCUACCGCCUUGAGGCUAUCUGUUCUGGCCCGAAACUACGAUCACGUGGAAACAGUGUGCAAAAUGAUUGAGGACGGGCAAGUCGACAGCAUCGAUGAGAUCAUUGUUGAUUUUUUGGAGGUGGAUGGCAUGAGAGAUGCCGUCAACAGGAUCCGUCAAGUUCCAGCCACCAAGGCUGUCGUGGCAAGUCCUCGCAUCAUCAAACCAGGAGAAUCGGGAAUUUGGCGAACGCUGCUACGAUUGCAAGCCCAUGGCCUGCUUGUUCGUUCUGCAGGGCUUUUGAACAGAAUGACAAAGCUCGGAGGCCAAGGUGCCCGAGUUGAAGUGGAUGUUCCCGUCAGUGGAGAACGAAACUCAGUCAACAAUAGGCAGGCGGUGGUGAUCCCAGAGUUGAUUGCUGAUUUCUCGUUGAAUGUUGCAAAUCCUUUGUCCGCCUGGGAGCUGCUCUCCAAAGGCUGUAGCAGAGUGACGGCGUCUUAUGAUCUCAACGCGGACGGGAUCACAAAUCUGUUGGAGUCAAUGGGGAACAUCAACGAAGGUUCUUCGAGGAUUGACAUUAUUGCCCACGCUCACUUGCCAGUCUUCCACACAGAGCACUGUGUGUUUGCUAGGUUUCUCACCAAGGGAGAUUCCUAUCUAGAUUGCGGGCACGCUUGUACAAGACACAAUGUGCAUCUCCGUGAUCAAACGGGAGCGGACCACCUGGUUUUGGCUGAUAUGGGAUGCCGCAACACGGUCUUCGGGUCGGAAGCACAGAGUGGCGUCCAUUCUUUGAAGGACUGGUCGGCCGCUGGAGCUUCCCGUUUUCGAAUUGAGUUGGUUGAUGAGACAGGCGACGAUGUAAGGCUCAUUGUGGGUGGGUAUGCAUCUGUUAUGAACGGGAAGCAACGAGCUAGCGAGUUGUGGGAGUCUCUCAAGCUCGUUCGCGACAGUAAUGGUCGCACAGGCGGUGUUUCUCAUGGCUCUCUAACGAACAGUCCAGUGAGGCGUGCUGGUGAAAUCCGAUAG
This is a messenger RNA of Seminavis robusta, 3081 nucleotides long. NCBI's taxonomy places the organism in Eukaryota, Bacillariophyta, Bacillariophyceae, Naviculales, Naviculaceae. The record is from the annotation of a GenBank genome assembly.